AUGGCCCGGGGGCUGGAGCUAUUCCGAGGGAAUCCAAAGGGCUUAUCAUGCCACACAAGAUGUGUGACUGGGACUCCAGCUUCCCAGACUCUGUCUCACACUUACUGUCGUAACCCGCGCUCAGGGUCGCGUUCCUUCACUGAGCCCCGCAUUGAGGCGCCAAUUGUCGUAUCCCGCGGGCUGGGGCCGCUCGUCCAGGCAUUUGGCGGUCUGGAGUGUUUUCAGGUUAAUACACUUCCAAUUCCUACCUCAUUGCCUGGGGAGGGGGCAGAGUGUGGGGCUCCAUUGGCUGCGUCCAGACUUCCUGUCGUUGUUUCUGGUGCUCACAGAUAUGAACCACUACGGAUUCCUACACAGUAUUUGUGGAUUUUCCUAUUUCAUCAGCCGGAGGAGCAGCCAUCCACAAUGAGUUAUGCAAGACACAUCAUUAAGAAGGAAGGCUUGGGGCUCCAGGGCCUCUACAAAGGAUUUACAGCAACUUUGGGACGUCAUGGCGUUUUCAACAUGGUUUAUUUUGGCUUCUACUACAAUGUCAAAAACAUUGUUCCUGUCAAUAAGGAUCCAACCUUGGAGUUUUUGAGAAAAUUUGGGAUUGGUCUUCUCUCCGGCACAAUAGCCGCAGUCAUUAACAUCCCUUUUGAUGUUGCCAAAAGUAGGAUUCAAGGGCCUCAGCCAGUUCCCGGAGAGAUCAAGUACAGAACCUGUUUUAAAACAAUGGCAACAGUCUAUCAGGAAGAAGGGAUUUUAGCUUUGUACAAGGGCCUGCUUCCCAAGAUUAUGAGGCUUGGACCAGGCGGUGCAGUGAUGCUGCUGGUGUAUGAAUACACCUAUUCGUGGCUUCAGGAGAACUGGUGAUUGCCUACGAAGUGCUGAAAUAAUGGAUCUUUGCCGUACAGCACCGUGAGGAGGAUCCAUCAGCUCAGCUAAGAUUAUAAAUCCUCCUUCUACACUUACAUACAAUUUACUA
Messenger RNA from Suricata suricatta (meerkat), 967 nucleotides. RefSeq names its product mitochondrial 2-oxodicarboxylate carrier-like. The record is from RefSeq and is a predicted model, not a curated record. The transcript has 4 exons. Lineage: Eukaryota; Metazoa; Chordata; Mammalia; Carnivora; Herpestidae. The coding region runs from base 1 to 855 and encodes 284 amino acids.